AUGAAAGCAGAGGAUCGCUUCAAGCAGCCGCACAAAGCCGCCAGCGCCAUGGACGCUGCGCACCACGUGGUGAUCGACAUGGCAGGAAGCGCCUCGUUGGAUGUGGCGCUCGCUCGUGAAGAGGCGCUGACACGUUUCCGAGACAUUAAUUGGGCGACGUACACGCGUGCGGGCGGGUUCAGCCUAGAGAAGACGGAGAUUGCUGCAUUAAAAGACCUGGAAAAAGUGAUCAAGUCCAGUCCUGAGGAGGCCGUGAACGCUCAUGCUGUAGAUGAGUUUAUGAGUGCUGCUGGCUCUUCGGUGGGCAGCGCCCUGCUCAAAUUAAUCAAGAACGUGACGGACCCUACAGUUCUCAAGUACUGUCUCGCUCGCAUGGAGGAACUGCUGCCGGAUGGACUGCGUCUGCGUAAGCGGAUGGUGUACUUUGUGCCAGAAGGCAGUACUGUGGAUGCAGCACCAUUCUUUAGGAUGAUACGCAAUGACACGGGCUAUAUGCAGUUUGCUGCUAGCCACUUGCUUGCCCUGUUUCUUACAAUCCGGCCAAGGCAGGACGAUGCCGAAGUUUUGAGCCAGUGGGCGAUUCAAGCUUUCACGACGGGCUCGUUGCAGGCCUCAACGAACGACCCGAACCGCGCAAACAGUACCCGUGCUGCGGCUGCGUCCUUGAUGGUGCUACUGCGCAAUGAGUCGUUGCGAGUGCUUUUCGUUAAACUAGGGGGCGUGGCUACCGUGGUGAACUUACUGGAGUGCUCCCAGAACCGCGCACAACUUGCGUAUGAGCUUACCUUCAUUCUGUGGACCUUGGCAUUCUGCGAUGAAGCUUUGGAAAAGUUUGCGGCUGCCAAUGCGUUGGACGCGAUCGUACUUCAAGUGGCGGCAGCCCCGCGUGAGAAAGUCGUGCGUGUUGCUCUAGAAGCUCUUCAGAACUUACUUGGCAAGCUGUGUGGCUACUUUAACGAACGCAUGAUCGAGAGCGGGCUUAUGAAGACUUUGAACAACAUGCGCGAACGGAAGUGGGCCGAUGAAGAUAUUGUAAAGGGUAUCCAAGCUGUCCGCGACGUGCUCAUUCGCGAGUACAAAGAAUUGAACACUAUGGAGCGAUACGAAAAAGAACUACGAACGGGAACUCUAAACUGGGGCCUCCUGCACACGGACAAGUUUUGGAAGGAUAACUUCAUGACGUUUGAGAAGAAGGAAUUUGAACUUAUCCGGUUGUUGAUUGACUUGCUGGAAUCUGACAAGCCCAGGACCGUGGCUGUGGCCCUUUUCGACGUGGGCGAGUUUGUGCGCUUCUACCCGAAUGGCAAACACAUUGCCAAGCGACUUGGAGCGAAGAGGGUAGCAAUGAAGCUUAUGACACACGAAGAUGGCGAAGUGCAGAAACAUGCCCUGCAGUGCAUCUCAAAGAUGAUGGUCAACAAGUGGGAGUUUGUCAAGUAA
This is a messenger RNA of Peronospora matthiolae, 1440 nucleotides long. The record is from the annotation of a GenBank genome assembly. NCBI's taxonomy places the organism in Eukaryota, Oomycota, Peronosporomycetes, Peronosporales, Peronosporaceae.